ACAGAUCCUACAUGGAGAUCGCGGGGUAAUGUACGUUUCGGUUUUCAUCAGCGAAUUAGUCUUAUUUCCAAUUUUCCACUGCUCACCUUUGCACCAUGGUCGGGACCCACUCACACAACAUGCGAGGCAAUGGUGAUUUUAUUUCCUUUUUUAUUUACACGGCCUCACGUCCCAUCUCAUUUCUUGGCCCCCAGCAUUGACUCAAAGUUCGACAAAAUGUGCCUUUUGGUAGACUAAUUUUCACAAGCCAAGCAAGAGCAGAGUUUCUGGCGCAGUUUUCGAAUUCUGAAGUCGAUUAGGCCUAUAUUAUUACUUAGUAGCAUGUGAUGACAGGACCAGGCCCCAGCCAAGCACUCAUUCAAUGAACAAGGUUAUGAUAUACCAAGCUGAUGUCUCCUGAAGAUAUGAUUUGAAAGUCAGCAUGAGUCAGAGUCAGGGGUCCUCAUCAACCUGGAGGGGAGGAGGAGAUACCAGAGAUGAUGGGGGAGCAAGGGGAAGAGGGGGGCGAGGAGGCACCUAUUGGAGAGGACGAGGGAACACUCGAGGAAACUAUUUCAGCACAUACCAGAGUAAUGGAAGAGGGGGAGGAGGCAGAGGAUGGAGAGGCCAAGGAGGAGGUGAUAGAGGUAGAGGUGGAUGGAGAGGGAGAGGAGGAGGUGGAUGGGGAUCAUGGAAUAACAGAGGAAGAGGUGGUGGCUUCGGAAAUAAUGUUUCAAACAAUACUGUCCCGGUUUCAAGUACACGCCAAUCUGAAUUAGAGAAUAGUCUUAUCCCCUAUAAAGGAUGGAGGCUGUACUUCACAGAUGAAGCAUACAGUUCAGAUUCCCCCACAGUAAGCAAGAUAGAAACCUUUGAGGUCUUCUUCAGACCAAGACUACCAAAAUAUGACAAGACUGAGAUUGAUCAACGAGGAAGCAUUCUAGUUGACUGUAAGGAACUCCUGGAGGAUGAAUCAGUAAAGACUGUCCUUCCAACACUCAAAAAUGAGAUAAGGGAUAUGCCUCAGAAAAUCAUCAAUUGUCUAGGAGUAGCUUUCCAUCAGGUUUGGACCAAAGACCUAGAACAACAAGCAGCAGUUUUACAAGAACAAGAAAAUUCUGAGAACCAGUCUCAACAAUCUGUUGACAUCCCUCCUAUGUUAGUUCAGGUGCCAUUGAUUCAUGCCAGAAUACUCAACUAUGAACUAAUAACAGCCUUCAAAAAUUUGAAAGCUAAUUGCUAUGGUAAAUUUGUAUCUGUGAAGGGUACAGUAGUAAGAGUCAGCAAUAUAAGACCAUUAUGUACCAAGAUGGCAUUCCAGUGUAAUACAUGUGGAGAUAUUCAGAUUGUUCAUCUACCUAAUGGAAAGUACAUCCUACCAACCAAGUGCCUUGCCCCGGAAUGUAGAGGGCGCUCCUUUGUACCCAAGCAGAGAUCACCUCUGACGGAGACAGCUGAUUGGCAAACCAUAAAGCUACAAGAGAUAGUUAUGGAUGAGCAGAGAGAAGCAGGACGUAUACCAAGAACAGUAGAAUGUGAACUCAUGCAUGACCUUGUGGACAAUUGUGUACCGGGAGAUACAGUUACAGUCAGUGGGAUAGUCAAAGUAUCAAAUGUGGAUGAAGGGAAAGGACGUAACAAGGAUAAAUGUAUGUUCCUCCUGUACAUCCAUGCCAAUUCAUUAUCCAAUCUGAAGAAAGGUAAGAAGAAUACAGAUGCUAAUGGUGGGAUAGGUGGUGCUGCAGUAGACUUCAGUAUCAAAGAACUCUAUGCUAUACAGGAGAUACAGAGUCAAGAAAACUUGUUCAAACUCAUCGUAGGAUCUAUGUGUCCUUGUAUCUAUGGCCAUGAAUUAGUGAAAGCAGGACUUAUUCUUGGAUUGUUAGGUGGAACACACAAGUACACCAAUGAUAAGAACCGAAUCCCAGUUCGAGGAGAUCCUCAUAUUCUUGUUGUGGGUGAUCCAGGGCUCGGCAAGAGUCAGAUGUUGCAGGCUGCUUCUAACAUUGCUCCUAGAGGGGUGUACGUCUGUGGCAACACAACAACUACCUCAGGUUUGACUGUGACUCUGACCAAGGAUGGCUCUACAGGAGAUUACUCAUUAGAGGCUGGAGCAUUAGUCCUGGGUGACCAAGGUUGUUGCUGUAUAGAUGAGUUCGAUAAGAUGGGUUCUCAGCAUCAAGCUCUUCUGGAAGCCAUGGAACAGCAAAGCAUCAGUUUAGCCAAGGCUGGUGUGGUGUGUAGUCUUCCUGCCAGGACCUCAAUCCUAGCAGCUGCUAACCCUGUGGGAGGUCACUAUAACAAAGCUAAGACUGUCUCUGAAAAUCUCAAAAUGAGUGGCCCUUUGUUGUCUCGGUUUGAUCUAGUGUUCAUCUUACUUGACAAACCUGAUGAGGAGAUGGAUUCUUUACUCUCUGAACAUGUGAUGGCGAUUCAUGCUGGCAAGCAAAGAGCAAUGAGUGGUGUACGUGUGAUGAGGCAUCCCUCUGGGUCUAUCACAACAGCUGAGGAUGAGGAAGCAAAACGAUUAUGGGAAUCUGAAAGGCCUCUCUCUGAGAGACUCAAGGUAGGACGAGGUGAAGCCUUUGAUCCUAUCCCACCCCAACUACUCAGGAAGUACAUUGCCUAUGCUAGGAAGUAUGUCUACCCCAAACUCACUCCAGAAGCUGCUACUGUCUUACAGAGUUUUUACCUUGAGCUUCGUCGCCAGCAUCAGGGUUUAGACAGCACACCAAUCACCACCAGACAGCUAGAAUCAUUGAUCCGUUUGACUGAAGCAAGGGCUAGGUUAGAGUUAAGAGAACAGGCUACUCAAUCUGAUGCUGAGGAUGUAGUUGAACUUAUGAAGUUCAGUAUGAUAGAUACCUACUCAGAUCAAUUUGGCUUUCUAGACUUCCAGAGAUCUCAGCAUGGAUCAGGAAUGAGCAGUAAAUCUCUAGCAAAGAGAUUUGUAGCUGUUCUGAACAGAGUUGCAGAAAGGACUUAUAACAACAUCUUCACUAUGCAACAUCUCAGAGAACUUGCCAAGGAAGCCAGCAUCCAAGUUCCUGACUUUGAUGGUUUCAUAGCAUCCCUCAACAAUCAGAACUAUCUUCUCAAGAAAGGACCAAGAGUCUUCCAACUCCAAACAGCCUCUUUCUGAGUAUCCGCCCAAAAAAUUAACAAACAAAGUAAUUCAGAAAAGAUCAGCAUGCAUUAACAUUGUAGCUGUGGUAUCUUUAGAAAAUGCUUUCUAAAUGACUAGAGCAUUGAAAAAGGACAAAUUUUGGUCUGUAGAAUGAAAACUCCAAGAGACACUGUUCAUUUCCAAAGAUAUAUAACUACGAGUCUUGUGAGUAAGAACUCAUUUAUUGGAUGUACUCUUCCUGAGAAUGUUCAAACAAGACUGCACCACCCUGCUGUAAGUAGAGCUGGCUUGGCAUGAUAAUCCUUUGAGUGACUAUUGUAGGGAGAGGGGUUACUGUUCUUCUGCAUAAAAGCUCUGAGGGGUAUGAUUGUCCUUUUCCAAAGGUGAACCUGAUGUCUUGUGAGUAGAUCUCAUUGUCUAUAUUUGAUUGGCUCUUCUCUUUCUAAGAAUAUAUCAUCAAGUUUUCCAACUCCAGAAACUCACAGAGUACCUGUGAGUCUUAAACAUUUCUGUAUAACUGUUAACCGAUGGAAUAAUGUACUUUGAGCUUAAGGAUUCAUAAAAUUGGUCUUCUGGAGGAUGACUACAUAGGCCUGCUUCAAGAAAGUGCAUUUUAAGAUGUCAAAGUUGUGUAUUGUUGAAGGAUAAUUUCAAAUUGACCAGAUUCAUACAAUGCUGGUAGUAGUGAAGAGUAUCCAUGUUCCUUGAAAACUAAUAUCAAAUAUACAUGUAGUAAGGAGACCUUGAGACCGUUUCAUGAUAGUUGUCAGCACUAACAAGAUGUCUUUGUCCGACAGUUACCGUAGUAACAGCUAAAGGCCCGGUGCUUCUCAGCCAAUCAAUAGUAAGGAUUUCACUGUUAAUAGUCAGCAUUGACAAUGUAGUCUGUGCUAACAACUUUCAUGAAAUGCCCCCCCCCCCCUUUCUUUAAAAGUUAGUCACUCUGUAAACCACAGCAGUAUAAGCUAUUACAGCAGGUUUUAGAAGAAUGAACAUACGUAGAGGUCAGAAACAGGUUUAAUUGUAUUUAAAACCUAAGCUUUAGAACCAAAUAGUUUGUUGAAUUCUCUGAAGGCACUAUGUCUGAUGGUUUUGAUAAGGGUUCCAAAAGCCAGUGUAUGUCACACACUUCAAAAAGUUGUCAACAUACGUUUGUACAUUUUGUUGUAAAUGCCUGUAUUAUUCAAUCUCAACCUCAAAAGUGCAGGGUUAUCAGGAUGUCAGCAUUUUUGUCUUUUAGUCAAAUCAACUCAAAAGACAGUAUUUGUAAAUAAGACAAAAGCUAUUUAUGAAAAUAUUUGACCAUAUGUGUACCAGUUUUUAAUAAAUUCUAAAUUUCAAUAA
This is a messenger RNA of Lytechinus pictus (painted urchin), 4450 nucleotides long. Its product is annotated as DNA helicase MCM8-like. Gene Ontology annotation, biological process: double-strand break repair via homologous recombination. The transcript has 24 exons. Bases 422 to 3121 code for a protein of 899 amino acids. NCBI's taxonomy places the organism in Eukaryota, Metazoa, Echinodermata, Echinoidea, Temnopleuroida, Toxopneustidae. The record is from RefSeq and is a predicted model, not a curated record. Gene Ontology annotation, cellular component: nucleus; MCM complex. Gene Ontology annotation, molecular function: ATP hydrolysis activity; single-stranded DNA binding; single-stranded DNA helicase activity.